GAUGCCUAAGCCCAAAAAGAAAAAAGAAAAAAAAACAGACUGUUGGGUGAACUGAAGACUAAAAAAUAUAAAGCCAUAAAAAAUACAAAGCUAUAAGAAUUAACAAAAUCAAGACGGGCUUAGAAAAGGGGACAUGAGAUUCAGUCUUUCUAGAGGGACGCCUGUGGAGAAACAAGGAAGGAAGUGAUACAAAGUUAAGAUUUAUAUUUUGUGCAAAACAAUUUAAGCUCUCAGUCCCCCAAAGCGGGAAACUACCUAUGUGUUUUCCACAGGAUAUAUGCUUGCUCCGUUCGGGGCUAAAGCCCUUGGGUUGUAUCUCAUGGGCAGGAAGUCUGAAAGGCUGGAAGUCAAGAAUUGCAGGGGUUAAAAAGAAGGUGUCACAGAAAGACAGCGGGAUAUUUUAGUGUUACUGGAAAUGUAUGAAAAGAUUUUUAAGCGGGAGUUUUGUGAAUCAAUUUGAGUUUCUGGGGGUAGAGAUCUGGACUUUAUUUUGAGAAGUCAAAAAUUUCUAUCACACUAAGGGCUCUUUGGGCUUCUGCCAAAGGGCUUUAAAAAAAAUAAAAAAUAAAAACCUUAAUGGUGUGAUUGCUUGCUUGUGGGAGAUAAGCUUGUAGGACGUAUGAUGAAACAUGUUUUAUGGUUAACAGCUUUGGACUUUAUUAUUACAAGCAACAAGAAACACUGAGAAACCAUAAAUAGGAAAAGCUAACAGGCACACAUUUAAGAUCGUGCCCAAACGUUCUGACUUUAUAUGUUGAGAGAAUGCCAAAGUUUGAUUCUCAGGGCACGCCAAGGAGAUAAGAUUAAUGUUGACACUGAGGAAAGGUUUUAAUUAGAAGAGAUACACGACCGAGUUGGGGACUAUGCAGAGAAGUUUGGAAUUUAUUUAGAGGCUCAGACGUGAUGAGGUUUUUGCACAUGCUUAAAAAUUUGAUUUAUCCAAUUCUAGCGGAGUGACAUGGUGAGUUUUCUGUGUUUGAUUGAUACAACAUAGCUCGGUUAUGAAAUCAAAUUCUCGCUAUAUGCCAAGAAUCUAGACGUUUUAUGUCCUGCACAAUUAAGAAACAUUGCUGAGUUUUUAAGGUGGGGUUACAAGCUCAAAUUUAAUGAACUGUGCUAAGACGUGUGAAUUUUAUUCCAAGGGAUGACGUAUCAGAUUAUAAUAUCACUUGAAUGAGUUUGGACUGGAGCCAGUAAACGGCUUCAACGUGUGAUGGGGAAGAUUUGUUGUUUGUGGUUUGGUUUUUUUUUUUUUUUUUUUUUUUUGGUACGUGAUAUGAUAAGAUACUGUACUGUCUGUUGAGAAUUUGGAGUUUCAUGCUACAUAGAAACUUUGCAACGUUUUAAAUCUGGGAGUGACGCCUUACAGCUUGUGAAUUCAGCAGAGAAGGGAGUGGACAUUGUAAUAUAUUUAAGAGUUGUGACCCAUGUGCACAUUGAAGGCACUGUUGCAUCCUGAGUGACGGGUGAGAUAUCACUUUUGAUCCUUUUGCAUGAGGGGCUGAGGGAUGUUUGGCGUUUGGCCAAGGAAGGAUUUUAAGGAGUGAAAUGGUGCAGAGUUUUGUCUGCAAAGGAAUUUGAUGGUUUUUAAAUUGUGCUUUAUGCUAAGGUGUGUGGAUUUAAUGAGCCGUUUCAUGCAUGGGUGAGUGUCUACUGGCUCCUCAGUACGAGGGCAUCCAGUGAGGUUUCUGUGCUGAGAUGUGGGGUCACCUACAGAUGGGGCUGAGAGGUUGUAUGACAUAGCAUGUCGAGUUCGACACGGUGUUGAGGAAUGUGAGCAGUCCGCUGUCAUGCCAUGCUGAGGAGUUUGGAUGCCAGCCACAGCGAGAUUUUAGGAGAGUGAUAUCAUGGACUUUGAGCCUCGGAUAGGCUCAGUCUGCUGAGAAACGUAUGGCUUUCUGCUUACACUUUUAAGACGUGGUUCCAUAGGUGAGGCAGAGACUUUGUGAGGCGGUAAGCAGAAUAACGGGCAAGUGCAUGCAUGUUGCAAGAAGUGUGUUACCGUGUCAAAGCUUCGGAAUGAAGGCUGUCAGAGAUUUCUAGAGUGGCCUGUGAAACUGUGCGUUUUGUAUUGAUUUGCUGAUUAAAUCACAUGGUUAAGAAUAAUUUAUGCAUUGCAACUGGGGCUUCAGAGUACAGAAAAGAAAUGUGUGUGUGGGUGUGUGUUUCUGUGCAUGUGCACAUGCGCGUUAAAUGGGAAAAUCAUAAGGUAAAAAAAUGGUUUAUCUCACUAAAAGUUUAUUCUGAUAGCCAGGCAUAUUAAAUUUUUGGGGGGAAAAGAGACUGUUUUUGGUUGAUGUCUGCAAAGCAAAAAUAUUUAAUCCCUUACACAAUCAAAGUUGUUAGUGAUAAUUUGAGUGCAGACAUUUUAUUAAGAACUGGUAUUACUUAAAAUUGAAAAAGUGAGCAACUUUUAGGAGGGGACCUGCUGAGAUUUUCACGUUCAACAAAAGAACUUGUGGAUGAAUUAGUCCAAUUUUACAUUUCAAUAGCAGCAGACAUAUCCUGAAGAGGAAACGAGUUGAUUCAUGCAAUGUGCCUUGAGUGUUUCUGAGAUGACUGUCUAUACAGCAGGCUUAGUUAGGAACUGUGAUCUCUAACUCUAAGAAUGACAAGUCCAGCUUGUGCAGUAUCCUAAGGCCUUUCAGUUCCAGCCAGAGAAGGGUUUUUGGUAAGUUUACAUGUCAGACAUGUUUAUAGAAAAGGUUUGGAUUUAAUAUUGCAGACAGUAAAUAAACAAUGAGAGGCUUUAAUCAGAGGGGUUGCAUGAUCAGGUUUAAGUGUCAUGCUAACAAGGGUACGUCUAAUUCUGAGAAACUGCAGAUCCAAAUGAAUCCUGCAAGGUUUGGAGGAUGGCCAAUGGGAGUUUUACAUGAAUGACAACAUGGAGAUUUUUUGUUUAUUUGGUUUUGUGUGUGUGUGUGUGUGUAUGUGUGUGUGUGUGUAAGUGUGUGUGUGUGGUGUUUGGAUAGGUCAGCUCAGUGGCCUUAAAACAGAAAGUUGAGAAGUAACAGAAGGUGUUGAAUUCAUAAAGGCAAUGGCUAUAUGACUGAGCUAUUGAAUAACUAGCUUAAUUUGUUUUGCAAACCAAUACAUCCCUUUAAAUUCAAUUUCCGUGCACUAAACCCUCCAUGGUUAGAUUUUCAAAAAUUAUGAGACAAUCAAAUUUCAAAGGUCCCAGGCCCCCCUUUUACCCAACUUCAUACCUCUGUUAGAUAUACCCCUGUACCAGACAAAAUCAACAGUGACAGAGAAAGGGGGGCACUUUCUAGAAUAAAAACCCUGGCCCUUCCUAAGCAGAGGAGAAACUUGGAAAGAUAGCAUCCGUGAGACGUGCAGAAAUGUUUGUACGAGCAGAAUUGAGGCCAGAUGUUUGAAGCUCCAGGAGCCCUGCAGACCAGGGCAAUCCUGGGAGAAUAGUAUUCGGAGUUCCACCCCAGCUUCCCCGUGCUGGAGAAAACGUGGCUUUGGACAGGGACCAAACUAAGAAAGAGAAAUGACUCCCCUUCCACAACUAGGCAUAUGCACAAAGUGUGACCUAGGAUGAAGCCACCAAAGUGCAAGUUUUCAGCGCGCAGUAGGCAUUUUAUGAAAAUUGAUGGGGAGCAAAAUUAAAACCAAAAGCCGUGGCUUUCUCCGCCACUUACUUCGCCUUGGAGGCUAGAGGAGGAAGUAAGAGCUAUUUUUGGCUGUUGACCCAACUGGCAGGAGAGUGGCCAACUGCCCCAUUUCUCCUCUUUCCCCAGAGUUGGUGAAACAGCAUACAUCUCCCUGCAGAUUCCUGCCUCCAACCAGGCACACUGGGCUGGCUCUGGACCACCAAGCCUGCCAGCAGCAGCUCUGAGUGGCAUUGAGAUGUGACCCUUACGACUUUUGGGUGACUAGAGAUGGGAAGGGAAAUUGACCAGGCCUGGAUGCCAGGGCACAACGGGCCAGAAGUGUGCCCUGCCAGGUGCUUGCCUGACAUAGAGGACGGUCCAGACCAGUUGCUCCACAAAAUUUAUGGGCUGUGAAUUUCUCAUUCCUCUAGAGGAAGUAGGCAGGUGGGGCAGUCAGACUCUGCCUGGAAGGCAGGUCAGGGAUUGACGGUCUUUCCCCUGGAGGUGCCCCAAGUGACCAGAAGAGGAGACUGCAUUAAAUGUAGAAGAAUUUCUCUGUUUUCGCUCUGAUUCUAAUCAUGUGGGCAUCUGCUUUGUCCUUGAGAAUCUGAACCUAACAUCUCUAGAUCCUAAAUGGCUGCUUUUCCUCCUGCUCUUUUAUCCCUCUGUCCAUAGGUUCUGGUGUCCACAGUCGCGGUCUCUGACCACACACAUCCCGAUCUUACCAGUCUUCAGAGCACACUCCCUUCCAACCGACGACAUGAUAGAACCCUCUGAAGACUCAUUUGAGACGAUGAUGGAGCUUAAGAAUCCAUCAUCAAAACAAAUGGAGUCCUCCGAGGGCUCAUCCAACACCGUUGAAGAGGCACCUGGCAACAGUGGGGUGCAGGCGGAAGAGGGCUCAGAAAGUGGCCUGGCCCAGGAAAAAAUGGAGCCACCCAGUGGCCCACUCGAGGAAAUGCAAGAGCUGCCCACUGAUCUAACCCAAGAACCAUCCACUCGACCAUAUGAAGAGGGAACGAACGACCAACCCGAAGACAUGGAGGAGACAAGUGAUGAUUCAAACCAGGAGUCGAGUGAUGGUUCAAACCACGAGUUUGACAAUGGUUCAAACCAUGAGUCGAGCUGUGGUUCAAACCAAGAGUCAAUCGACGUUUCAAACCUGGAGUCAAGCGACGUUUCUAACCAGGAGUCUAGCUAUGGAUUACACCAGGAGGCAAGCUAUAGCUCAAACCAGGAGGCAAGCUAUAGCUCAAACCAGGAGGCAAGCUAUAGCUCAAACCAGGAGGCAAGCUAUAGCUCAAACCAGGAGGCAAGUUAUAGUUCAAACCAGGAGGCAAGCUAUAGUUCAAACCAGGAGGCAAGUUAUAGUUCAAACCAGGAGGCAAGCUAUAGUUCAAACCAGGAGGCAAGCUAUAGUUCAAACCAGGAGACAAGUGAUAAUUCAAACCAGGAGUCUAGUUAUGGUGCAAACCAGGAGGCAAGCUAUAGUUCAAACCAGGAGUCUAGUUAUGGUGCAAACCAGGAGUCUAGCGAUGGUUCAAACCAGAAUUCAAUUGAUGAUUCAAACCGGGAGUCCAGCUAUGGAUCGAACCAGGAGGAGUCAGAUCCACUCAGUGACGUAUCCGAUUAUAGCAUGAAUGAAACAAUGACCUCAUCUGAGACCCAGUCAGAUCAAGAUGAUACUGACCUGGGAGAUGAAGAGGAGGAUGAUGAUGAAGAUUCUGAAGAGGAAGAUCCGUCCAGGAGCUCUCCGGAAGAAGUCGUGGCCACGAUGGGGUCCAUCAUCUCGCUGUUCCUCCAAAUGGAAGACCUCGAAGAACAACAGAGAGUGGUAGAAAGGAUCAUGGUGCAAGCCCUCAAUGAAGACCGCCUGCCCCGCCUCAGGCCCUUCUCUGGAGAUCGCAGAGACUACAAUGAGUUCAUUAUGCUCUGCCAGAUAACCAUGCAGAACUACCCAGUAAUGGUAAACAAUGAUCAGCUGAAGGUGAGAUUUGUCAUCCACCACCUUUCUGACGUAGCCUUAGAAUGGGCCAACGACCUACUAGAACAGAACAGCCACCUGAUCAACGACUUCCCAGCCUUCCUCGAGGCCAUGUCAGAAAAGUUUGAGUACCGGCAUACACUGCGUGUGGCGGAAGAUGCCAUGUUGGACAUCAGACAGCGCAACCGCUGUGCCGCCGACUACAUCAAUGAGUUCCUCGGUCUGAUACCUACCUUAGGCUGGCAAGAUGAAGUCCUGCAGGCCCACCUGUGCCUGGGGCUCAAUGAAGACAUCAGGCGCUAUCUGUUUCGGAUCCCUCAGCCAGAUUCCCUGAGAAGCCUGAUUAUUCUUGUUCUGCAAAUUGAAGAGAGGUUGGCAGAGAGAAGGGCAUUACUCAGGCUGCCCCCCGAGUCCCGCCCAAGAAGCCUGGCUUGGAUGGACUCACCUGCCCCAGACAAGUGGAGGGUUAGCAGCUGGCCUCCCAAUGAGUUCCACCCAGACAUUGACCGUCAUCACUUCUUCCUGAUGCUCUUGGUGAGAGUGAACCCCUACCACAGCAUUGCAGUGAAGGCCCUGGUGGACACGGGUGUAGAAGGAAACUACAUGGAUGAGAAGUUUGCCCAGGAACACUAUGUGGAACUCUAUGAGAAAACUCAUCGACAGAUAAUCCAAGGUGUGGAUGGCUCUGUGAUUGGCAAUCAACUUGUCUGGCUGUGUACCGACUCCCUGGCGUGUGUCCACCAGAAGCACUAUGAGUGGAUUGAAUUUGACAUCCUACCUUCGACCAACUUCUCCAUCAUCUUAGGCAUUAAGUGGCUCCAGACCCACGAACCUGAAGUUGACUGGUGCAGAGGCCGUUGUACCUUCCACUCUCCCUACUGUCUGAAGAAUUGCUCCAACCCACCUCCACCAUGCAUCGCACUCGAGAACUACAGCAUGAGCCUACUACCCGGACUGCCACACACAUACUCAGACCUGGCCGACGUGUUCAACCCGAGGGAGGCAGAUGAUGAGACUUCCGACCAGCCAAGCUCAGACGGAUCCGAUGAUCUUUCUGAAUCAGAGCCCUCUGAGCUUCAGCAGGCUGGAGACAGUGAUCAAAACGGCGUCUUUCACAGGCGUAGGGCCAAAGAGACUUUGAAACCUGUGAGUGCCAGGAUGCAAGAAAAAGCCAGGCAGCAAGAGGAAUACUGGAUACUGUAUGACAUGCUGACUGACAGACAAGACUACAUACAGAUGGUGCCAGAAUUGUUUGACCAGUUACAUGCAGCUUCAUGGUUCACAAAACUGGAGGUUCUCGAGGUCGACAAGGCUGAGAUGAAGAACAGCGUCGCACACACAGAAGACACAUGGAGAGCAUCGUUUGGUUUCAGCGAUCAACAGAUGAGAUGCUACCGGCCCUAUACAAUGAGCUCCUUCUCUGAUGAAUCUAACAACAUUGUUCACGUGAUCCUAAAAGACAUCCUAGGCUAUUUUGUGAUCUGCCAUGGCAGAGAAGUUCUGGUCUACUCAAUGAGCAAGGAGGAACACCCCUUACAUGUCCGCCAAGUCCUGCUCCGCUUUCGCUAUCACAACAUCUACUGCUCACUGGACAAGACUCAGUUCCACCGCCAGAAGGCAGAAAUCUUGGGCUUCAGCAUAUCCCCCAAAGGGGUGAAACUGAGCAAGAAGCUCACGGACAUCAUGGUGGAGUGCCCUGUCCCUGAGACCAGAAGAUGUCUUCAAGGUGUGAUUGAGCUCUUCUAUCCGUAUCGCCACUUCGUGGAGCACUUUUCUGUCAUGGCAGAGCCCCUGGUGAAACAACUGCUGAGUUCAGAGCCCUACUACUGGGGAGAAGAGGAGCAGGAGGCAUUUGAUUCCCUGAAGAGGGCUUUCAGCAGGGCACCCGUUCUCUACCACCCUAAACCUCAAAACCCAUUCUACUUGGAAACAGGCACCGUUGGGUCAUUCCUGUAUGCCUCCCUGAUUCAAACGGACGACGCAACUGGCAGAAAAGCUACCUGUGCUUUCUACUCAAGACCCCUCUCCCUGAUGGAGGUGGAGUACCCUCAAGUGGAGAUGAGGAUCCUUCCAAUCCGGGCUGCCUUCAUGGUGUGGUUCCGCUACCUGGAGAACACCGAGGAGCCCAUCAUGAUCCUUCUCAACACAGAGGAUCUAGCCUCUCUGAAUAAUGACAGGCUCACCGUACUUCUCCCCGGGCAUUGGGUCUUCUUCUUCUCACAUUUCAAUUUCAGCGUCAUGGAGAUGCCCGAUCAGGAUGACACCCAAGCCCUGUUCCGCAGUUGCUGGAACCAGAGAGGCUUCAGAGCAAGGUUUCUGCGCCCACUGCUGCUUAUGGCAAUGAGGGCGGGGUACAUGGACUCAUCCUCUGAUUCAGAGGAUGAGGAUGAGGACCAGGACGAUGAUGACGAGGAGGACAGUGAAGAAGAUUCGGAGCAAAUAGAGCUGAACCGGCAGACCAUGAUGCGGGAUCUACUGGCUACCAUCCCGAUGGACCGGAUCCUCAAUGGCUUCCUGGUCCGCUUCACCGUGGCCCAGAUCCGGGCCGUUGUCCUAAACUUCUUCCGGGGUCUGAUCUACUGGAGGACUGUCCUGGGUGUGUCAGCCCUCCUGGUGAUGUCGAGAGCGAGGAGGCCCCUCUCCCCACUGCCUGAACCCUCUUUGGAAGUGGCCAGGCCUCAGCCCAGGCCCACGCUCCGACUCAUCCUGGACCCGACCCUCAUCGCAAGCAGUGGCAUGGCCACUGCCAUCGCUCAGUUGCUCAGGCAGAUGCCUCCUCUAGUGGGUGCCAAUGCUCUCCCAGCUCGAGAGCUGGCUGAGCUGGUCCUGAGCCCGAGGUGCUGGCAUCGGAAUGCUUUGCAUUCCCAACCUCCACGGGGCAUGCGAUUCACCCCCGGGUUCUGGUUGACCCUGUGUGAGUUCUUCGGGGUCAGAGUCAACCCUGAGGAGGACAUCUUCCCUGACCCAUACCAGCACCGAUACUUGGAGCUGCACGUCGUUGGCGAUGAAGAUGUCGUCUUGCGAGAAGCCCUGCAAGACGACCUGCAACGUUACCGUCAGUGUGGCCUGCAUGACGGCCUGCAAGACACCUCGCAGGACGCGCAGGACAACGACGUGCAAGAGGACCCGCUUGGCGACCAAGAGGCGGUCACCUUCCGCCCACGAAAUCUGUUGGACCCAGAGGUCCUAGAUUUCCUCAACAACCGGCUACUCUACACCCUUGGCUCCGAUGGCCGCCUUACUCUGCUUAGCAGAGAUCAGGUGGCCCGGACCCUCACACGAUUCCUGACCAUGGCCUCCAGAAUGGCCCUGCCUUCCCUUGCCAGGGAGCAGGCAAGGCUAGAAGAACUAUCGGACUCAGAUGAGGAACUUGACUGAAAACACACCAAGUCUCUGCCAUGCUCCCUUGUGCCUCCAGCCAGCUUCCCUCAUAUCCAGCGCCCCCUUCUUGCUACUCCUAACCCAAGGGGAACCCACUUGUGAAGGGCCACAACUUCAACUCAUCCACCAGCAUCAUCAUCUGUGCUAAAGGACUAGUCAACUGUCAGCGUCCCAGAGCCAGCCAAGACUGUGCAACCCUGUCCUAACUGUCCGGGCCCCAGGCCCACAAACGGGAGUGAGACCAAUGAGGACAGAACAGUGAUGAGCAACAGUGACCCCGUCACCCCAGGCCAGAUGAAGAGCAGACAUAGCAGGCGCAGCCAAGCAAGCAGAUGCCAGGGACCCCACCACCACCACCACCCGUGUGGCAUGCGGCCACCUGUGCAUCCUGGGACACUGACCUUGGGUGCUCCACUGACUUCUACCUCCAUGCCGGUGCUCCAACUCCCCAACCCCCACCCAUCCUCCCGAGGUGCUGUGGUUCCAUGCUUCCCACAACCCCAGCCCACCCCGCAAGCAAGCCCACACCCCCACUACCGGUCUGGUCCGGCUCCAUUGACACCUCAUCUGACCCUGAACUCUGAACUUACCUGGGCAGAACUGCUCCAAGGAGCAUCAGAAGUACCAGUGUAACUUACCAGAUGGACUUGUCCACCUUGGAGGUCCCUGACACUCGGGGGACCCAAGAAAGGGUGUUAGCACUGAGUGGGGCUCCCUUUUCCCUCCCAAAACUGACAUAUGGACAGUGCAGGGGCCAGAAACUUUACAUAUAGGAGGGAGCCCCCAAGAGACACUGGUGAAGCCCAAGAUACCCAAUCUACUGUGCCAAGGAGCCUAGAGUGCUCUGACCAGACCUGUGUUCACUGCCACAGGAAGGAGAACCUUCCCAUGCUUGCCCAUCCCACAGCUGCUUUUGUCCCACGAAUAAAGAGAACAAAAGAGUA
This is a messenger RNA of Rattus norvegicus (Norway rat), 9908 nucleotides long. NCBI's taxonomy places the organism in Eukaryota, Metazoa, Chordata, Mammalia, Rodentia, Muridae. The record is from RefSeq and is a predicted model, not a curated record.